AUGCUUCUGGGGCCGUUGUUCACUUGCUCCUCCAUGCACUUCCCCGGGGGGCUCCCCGCCAGCCUGCUCCGUGCCAAGCAGGAGACUCAUGCUGGCUUCCAUUAUUUUGUUGGGUUUGAGUGGAUUGUUCAGGAUGGAAUGCUGGUGGGAGAUGCUGAAAGGUUCAGUUGUGCUCUGGAGCAGCCCAGAACCAAGGUCACAGCUCGCGGUUCCGAGUUUGGAAGCAGGGCUGUGAAGCCAGCGAACCACAGCGUGCGUCCUCCUGUGCCCACGUGCCGACGUGCGGAGCGGUCACUGCAUCGCCACGCAGUGCUGUGCGUGGAUCCGUGCGCGGAGGCCGCACCGCACCUCCUUGUGCCAGCGUGUGCUCACUUCACUCAGAAUGGCAGUGUGUGUGAGAAGGCAGAGGAGCCUGCCGAGUUAUUCCUGUGCCGACCCCCACCCUGCCUCUCCCGGAUUCUGGGUCUGCACGGGCCCCGGGGCGGGUUUGGUGUGAGACAGCCCUGUUCUGUGGAGCCCCGGUAG
Messenger RNA from Rangifer tarandus platyrhynchus (Svalbard reindeer), 525 nucleotides. NCBI's taxonomy places the organism in Eukaryota, Metazoa, Chordata, Mammalia, Artiodactyla, Cervidae. The record is from the annotation of a GenBank genome assembly.